GCUGUGAGCACGAAAGACGAUCCAAAGCUACCGUGUUUAACAUUUCGGUUUUGGGUUUUAAGCACUUUUUUCACAUCACUUGGAGCGACGCUAUCAGAAUUCUACUACUUUCGUCCCAACGGAGGCGAUUUCUCUCCAUUUUUCGUUUUACUUGUGUCCUAUGUAUUAGGGAAAUGGAUGGAGAGAGUUAUUCCAACAAGAAAAUACAGAAUUAAGCAAUGGGAGUUUAGUUUUAAUCCAGGCCCGUUCAAUGUUAAGGAACACGUAUGCAUAGCUAUUUCGGCAGCGGCCGGAGGUGGAUCAGCGUACGCAACGGAUAUUAUCGCCAUUCAAGAACUUUUUUACCAUACUAGUGUCAGUUUUAUAAAGGGAUUUCUAUUGUUAAUGAGUACUCAAAUUCUCGGUUAUGGGCUCGCGGGAUUUCUUCGAAAAUACCUUGUUCGCCCAGCAAACAUGAUCUGGCCAACAAAUUUAGUUUACGCUUCCAUGUACAAUACCCUGCACGGCGACGCAUCCGAAACACGUGAAAAACUUCGGUUCUUCUUGAUAACAUUCUCGAUAAUGUUUGUUUGGCAGUUUGUUCCUCAAUAUAUGUUCACUUGGUUGACGAGUAUGGCAUUGUUGUGCCUCAUUGCACCGUAUAGCAGUGUGAUCAAGAAGUUGGGCAGUGGUUAUCGCGGGGUUGGAAUUUUGAAUUUCACACUCGAUUGGAACGCGAUAGGACAACCUGGUCCUUUAUUCACUCCUUGGUGGGCACAAGUAAAUUACUAUUUUGGUAUUAUCGUCGGAGCGUGGAUUAUCGCACCAUUGUUAUAUUGGAACAAUGUCUUAGACGCGCAAAAGUUUCCAUUUUUGGCAACAUAUUCCCUUGACAAAUAUGGAAAUAGGCGAGAAAAAAAUCUACUUUCCAAAUACAUUCACAAAACUACCGGCGUUCUAAAUGUGACGGCAUAUGAGAACUAUAGCCCAGUGUACCUUUCGAUUACCUUUGCCGCUUCCUACUUUUACUCAUUUAUCGCGCUAACUGCGGCAGUUAGCCACGUGUUCUUGUUUUACGGCAAAGAAAUUUUGGAAAGGUUUCAGGCAAGCCGAGAGGAAGAAAAUGAAGACAUUCAUUGCAAGUUGAUGAGGGUUUAUCCAGAAAUUCCAAAUACUUGGUAUGCAUCAAUCUUUGUUGGAAUGUUGAUCAUCGCAAUCAUUCUUGGAUAUACCACCGAGGCCAAUUUACCAUGGUGGGGGUUACUGACAGCCAUCGCGCUAGCUGUGAUCAUGGUCCUUCCAAUCGGUGUCAUUCAAGCAGUCUCGAAUAACCGAGUUGGAUUAAACGUGAUUACCGAAAUGAUUUGUGGUUAUAUAUUGCCAGGUCGUCCAAUUGCCAAUGUUUAUUUCAAGUGCUACGGUUAUAUGGCGAUGUAUCAAUGUCUUUUGCUUGUAUCAGAUUUGAAGUUGGGUCACUACAUGAAGAUUCCACCAAGAUGUAUGUUUACAGCGCAAAUGUGGGGCACGGUUGUAGGUGGAUUUAUAAAUUUUUGGGUACUCAAGCUAAUAAUUACAACGAAAAGAUCAUUUAUCGACGGAACUUUAAACGAUCCGACUGGCCAAUGGACUGGUUAUCAAUCGCAAGUUUUCAAUACUGCAUCAAUUGUAUGGGGAUUGAUUGGACCUGCUAGAACCUUUGGGUCAGAUUCAUUAUACAAUCCACUCCUAUGGGGCUUCCUGAUAGGAUUCAUAGCUCCCGUGCCAUUCUACCUGCUUCACCGUAGAUUUCCUAAAUCUCGGUUUGACCUUGUGAAUGUGCCCAUAAUUUGUGGCGGAUUGGGUUUAUUACCCGGAACCUACACAAAUUUCAUUAUCACGGGAUUGAUCGCAAGUUUCCUGAGUCAAUUUUGGGCUUAUAGAUAUAGGAAUAAGUGGUGGAAAAAAUAUAAUUACGUGUUGUCGGGAGCGUUCGAUAGCGCAACGCAGAUCGCAACGAUGGUCAUUUUCUUCUUCCUCAAUGGUGUUGUCAGGAUUCCGUUUCCUAAGUGGUGGGGAAACGAUACUGCAUCUCAAGGUGAACGAUGCUUUGCGGAUUUGGCCAGUCAAUGA
Molecule: messenger RNA, 2088 nt
Organism: Acaulospora morrowiae
Lineage: Eukaryota; Fungi; Glomeromycota; Glomeromycetes; Diversisporales; Acaulosporaceae
Source: the annotation of a GenBank genome assembly